Messenger RNA from Helicoverpa armigera (cotton bollworm), 6014 nucleotides. RefSeq lists its product as uncharacterized. The transcript has 4 exons. Lineage: Eukaryota; Metazoa; Arthropoda; Insecta; Lepidoptera; Noctuidae. Bases 594 to 2522 code for a protein of 642 amino acids. The record is from RefSeq and is a predicted model, not a curated record.
CAUCGUAUCGUAGUUGAAGUGAGUAGUAUGAGUAUGACUCAGAUCAGAACGAUGAUAAAAGAUCUGCCGUGCCGCGCGUGAUACUAUUCUUUGUUGAUGUGAAGCAAAAAGUGUUGAUUGUGAGGGUGACGUUGCGAAUGCGAGGAGGCUCCGUCCGCGUUCACCCUCACUCGGGUGACGUUUUGGCGCCAUCGACCCAUUUAGCACGGCGGGGCGGGCAUGAAAUAAGGGGUGCACAUAGUGCGUCAUUUGUUAUUAGCUAGUGACAAUGCGAUUGCAUAAAAAUUAAAGCAAGCGCUGCAUUAGAAAAAAACUGACCCACUAGCAAAGAAUAGGCCAAAGAAAUUAAGGAUGUAUUAGUAACGGAGGAAUUAAAGGAUCGAUUUAUAUCACACGGCCCACGGCGAUUGUAAAAUGGACUCACGAUUAUUAUACAAGAUGAUGGUGUUUGAUAACGGCAGACACUAUCACGGACAGGAUGCGUAAGCAUAAGAGAGAGAGUCAGGCGUUUGCCUGCUGGCCUGCCACGUCGAGAGAACUUCAUCAAACUCCACACUCCAUCAUCUGAUACCCACACACUUGGUACAGAGGAAAUGCAGUGCUCAGUAACACUGGAAAGUGACCAUAACAGUGGGAAUGUAAAAAUGAAGACAAUUAACAAUUAUAAGAAUCCUUACAAAAAGGAACCUAAUCUUGACAACAUUGUUGAUCAGCUGUGCACACGACUCCAGGACAUCAAAGAUCAAGAAAGUGCAUCACAAGUAGGCAUGCCCACGUGUUCUCUAGAAGAAACUGAGGCUGUUCGACGAUAUUACGCUGCGUUUCCGGCUUUGAAAAAGGGUCGAGAGUCGCCAUUACCGUAUUAUCUUCCACCGCCAGCGUGGUGUCGUAAAUCAGCGGCAGAUACCAAGAUCAAAAUGCAAAGCGAAUUGUCAGUGUCUAAAGAUUGGAAUACAAAAAAUAAAAAACUAACAUCAGGCAAAGAGCGACGUAAUUCAUACCACGGUCAAAAGAAGAACAACAAGAAACGUUGCAACAGUUACAGUAGAUCCUUUGACAGCAAAGAGAUACUGCCUGAGUGGGUAACACACGAGGGUGUCUGGGACAUGGAAACUCAAGACCCGGUGAAGGAGUUCAUCAGAGCCAUAGCAUUAGACGAGGGUUACGGAACUUGCGAGAACACCGUCACAGACGAGAUCAAAGAAAUAACACAAGGCAAGAUCGGAAUGAACGAAAACAUGGUGCCCGACUGGGAUGACAGCCUCGACCUCGACGCCGAGUGGGUCAUCACUGAGGACCUCAACCCGCGCGUCCGUACGCCCAUGGAGGAGGAACUCUACGCUAAGUUCGAAGCCAAGUUCGAUCGCAGCAUCGAAGCUCUGUGGUCCAAAGACCAGAAUACACCCGAUGACGAGUAUCAGGACCUUCCGAUUGACUUCCAAGAUCUGCUGUCAUCCCCCUCCGAUCGCCUGUUUGCCGACCCGUCCGCCGAGAAAUGCAGUCUCAUAUCUCUGACCGAGAGCAUUUGGUCCACUGAAGCGGCAGACUUCCCGCCUCCGCUCGACCGCGGAGACUCGCCUUCGCGCAUCGCCGACGCUCUGCACGACCGCUUCAGGCCGCUCAACCUGACCGACGUGGUGGCCGAGCCGGAGCCGCGCGAGCUCGAGUCCUUCGCUCUGUACGAGGGCGACGAGAUCUACGACGCGCUCAGCACCGUCGCCCACACCAUGCGCUCCUUCACCGCCAUCAACCACAGCCGCGACCGCAGCGGCUUCGCCGAGGUGCCGCCGCGCCGCGCCCGGCCCCCGCGCGCCCCGCCCGCGCCGCGCUCGCCGCCGCCCCGCGCCGCGUCCCGCCCGCGCGAGGACCUGCUCACCUCCGCGCGCACGCACUUCCGCCCCAUCCGCCGCGAGCCCGACGCCGAGCCGCCGCGCUACGCCGACGGCGACACCUUCGACAUCUGCGGCGACCCCGACCCCGUGGCCUUCCGCCGCAGCGACUCGGGCGGCCUGUACCUCGGCGCGGGGCUCGAGCGCUACCUGGAGUACCGCGCCGCGCGCACCAUCGACUACGGCCGCCUCAACCUGACCGCGGCGCAGCGCUGCCCCGACCUCGACGAGCCGGGGCUGCGCCUGCGCUUCCCGCUGCGGCAGCGCGACGCCGGCGUGCAGACGGACGCGCCGGUGGCCGACGCCGCGGCCGCCUGGGCGCCGUGCGAGGAGUGCGGCCGCGCCGCCAAGAAGAUGCGCCCCAGCGCCGCGCGCUCCAUCUGGAGCUCCCGCGCGUGUCGCGCCUGCGCCUGCCCGCCCGCCGCCCCGCCCGCCCCAGCGCCCGCGCGCGAGGAGCUGUCGCGCGAGUGGGAGGAGCUGGUGUCGGACAUGAGCGAGUUCGGCGAGGCGGCGCGCGCGGACCGCAAGCGGCGGCACUCGGCGGCGCUGCGCUGCGCGGCGCAGUGCACACACCCGCACGCGCGCUUCCUGCCGUGCUGCACGCUGGCCACGGACCGCCCGCUCACGCGCUAGGCCGGUGCCGAGCUGCGGGGCCGAGGCGCGGACGCUGCCGAGCCGCCUCGGUGCUCAUCGUUUCCUUUCCCGAUCUAUCGUCCUACACUCUGUAUAUAUCUUUUUCUUCGAGCGUAUUAUUGUUUGUAUGUCGAAAGUGAGAAAUCGCAGCUUUUCAAAUUCGAAAACGACGUGCCGCCGUGAUCGGUCUCGAGAAUGAUGUCCCUUGUGGCUCGAUUGCUCCUUCAAGUGGCAUUAGAAUGAAAAAGUUAGCAAUAAAAUAGGAUUAAUUAGCGAAGCCUUAAACGUUACUUUCUCCGAGUGUCGAGGGUUGUAGAGGUACAAAAGUGGAAGGCUAGAAGUGCUAACAUAUCUUAUGAUUGUAGAUAUUGAAGGAAAGGAGGAGUUAUAUGUAACGUUAAUUUUAGUUCAAUGUUUUCUUUGUAGAGAUUUCAUAAUGAUGUAGGAAUGUUUGAUGGAAUGCUCUCGCUUCAUUGUCGAUACUCGACGAAAAUUGAUAUGUGCGAAAGUGUUCGGGAUUGUGCGUUAUUAUUAAACAAUGGCCUUGAAAUAAUUAGCAGUAUUGCUGCGUGUUAUAUAUUUAUUUUAAAAUGUUUUGUUGGGAAAAUAACUAUAUAUUUUAUUUUAGUUCAAAAUUACAUGUUAACGCAAAACGAGGCGAGAGCAUUUCAGGACAAACAUGAUAGGACGAUUCUAAUAUAAUUCUUACAAUAAUAUCGUCCCGACUUGUUUAAUAAUUUGUUAAUAUAAAAUGUAAGUAGAACAGGUAUUUUAUUUUUGUUAGUAUUUUUCGUUUACGUUUCCAGGCGAUCUAAAUUCAUUCAAAAUUUUUAUAUCGUAAAGUAAAUUGUUCUGUUUUCUUUUGCAACAUUUUUGAACGCGAUCUUUAAUGUAAGGAGAUAUUUAGAGGCAUCUCCCGUUGUCCAGCAGUGGGUACGCCUUUCGGCCGAGUGUUCGCGAAAGAUGUACCCACAGUUGUAACUGUUCUAAGCCGAACUAGUGUUAGUGCGGCUUUGUGUCCGAGGUUCGAACGAUAUCGGAGGCGGACAGUUGUGGUUUGUCCAUGUUGAAUAAGUUUUACACGCGGCGAUUUUAUUGAUUUGCCGCAUAAUAUAAUGUAGGUUGGCGAGCGCAUCGCGGGUCAGUGUUCAUUCUUGAUACUUGAGGCCCGUUGCGUUCUGCCGGAUAGUGGUAAUUCGAGGUGUUAGCAGUUUUGUAUGAAGCUGGACUAUGUUAGUGGGGGGCGCUGCAUGCAAGCCCCCUGGAGUGUCGUCGGAUACGAUGAACUAAGUGUCGUGCUCUUUGAUAUAUGCCCGGCCGACGCUGUUCACCGUUUACGGACGUACGUUUUCGUUCCGGAAACAGUUGGUUAAUUUUUUAUAAGAUGUGUCAAGCAUUGCGAUGCUCUGUGGCGGUAUUACAAACGGUGAGCAGCGACGGCCAUCAAUUGUAACAUAAUUUACAGCUCCAAGUAUGGAUUGUAACAGUUCAUAUAGGCGUAACUGUUAUUAUAGUUGAUGUAAAACAUAAGAAGUGUAUAUGUUAUAUUUUCGUAUAUUUUCAUUUUACACGGGGUGUUGUCUGGGCGCGGAUGCCGCGUUAGCGCAGCGCCCGCUCGUCACGGCCCCACACAACUUAUAUUUAUUUCAUUUGAAAGCCUUGCCUAGUUACAAUUUCAUAUUAAACUUUAAUAUUCGUGCAUACUUUUCUAUUUUAUGUGUCGUGUUUUAUAUAUUUAUUUUUAUGUAGUGUGAUUUACUUCUGUUUGUAAUAACUGAAAACGGAAAAUGUAAAAAAAAAUGUCAUUGCAAAAUUUACAUCAGGAAGGCUAUCCUUGUAUAUAUUUAGUAUAUUGUGAAAUUAAUGUAUAGUCAUUUUCAGUUCUUUUAAAUGAUGUGUCAUUAUGUUCGCUAAUUCUUUUGUCAAUUUCCUUAUCUGAAAUAUUUGAUGUUAUGUUCAUGCGGGUAGACAAGUACAUCAGUUUACAACUAUACAAUGUUUCAGAUAUUGAAAUGUUCACGUACUGUCUAAAGCUACGUUAUUAGAGAGGUUGGGUAUUUUUAAACUCAUUCAACUAAUUAAUUCACAUUCAUUUUCUCGUGUCACGUAAUGUAUUUCAUUUUUCUGUCAUAAGUUCAUAUUAUAUUGUACUUAUUCCAUUAACGAUAUUCGCUAAAGGAUACCUCGAUAAAAAAUAUUAGAAAAAGCAAAAAAAAAUGUUUAGAUUCAAGUCCGCAUAUAAUAUUAUGUUUGAUUAGUUAUUAAUCUAAUGUAAUGUGCCUAUGCACUUGAUUGUCUAUUUAUCCAGGACAUCUGAGGAUAAUAGUUUUUCAGCAAAUGUUGAAGGAAUGCUUGAACAAUUGUUGAGAAACAAAAGGAGUUUGCUGUGGUAUUCGGUAACGGGGACUUGUUACAAUCAAAUAUACGCCAAGCCUAUGCAAGCUCCUUAAAUAUUGAGUAGGACGUGAAUAAAUCUAUCAAGACAGCUAUCAUUAUGUCAUCAAUCCGUUGCUCCCUCGUCUGAUGGGUCACUUGCGUCAUUUCACGUGUUCACUUGUCGCGUACUUUAUUGCUGUGCCAAUGACAAACUGACGUAAGUGGACUUACUGGUGGUUUAUCGGUCCCCGCCAAUCACAACUCUUUUUAUGCGCCACAAAAUCAUUUGUAAGUGGCAAAUAAGAUCUUCGUCGUUAUUGUAAUAAUAUGUACUAUUGGUAUUUCAACUUUUUUACUGUCAGCAAAUAACCAAUGUUUGUUUUACACACAAUACUUAUUUCUUCUUGAGAGCAAACACUUUUUUCUGUGUAUAUGAAAUUUGGACACGUAGCAAAUCAGCACAUUAAACAAAUAAAAAGUUUAAAAAAUAUGAUAUAUCUAUUUUGCAAUGUAGACACAAAAUUCUAAAUCUGUAUUGCUCUCUCAUCAGGAACAAGUCGGCUUGUAACCGAUAGCUGUUAGUAGCCUUGGUUACAUGCAUAUUUGUUGUUUACAUUUCAUAUCAAUUUAUACAUUUUAUUUUCUUUAUGAAGUUUCGUAAAAUCAUUAGAGAUUUAAAAAAAACUUUUAAGCCGGGGUACGAGCAGUACACAAGGGAUUUCACAUCUUAUAUUUUGGGCGCCAAACUUUAAACUGCACUGCUAAAAACGAAAAAACCAAAUAAAAAAAAAUCACUAACCUUCAAUAACUUACCACUUUGAUGUUUUGUCACGAAUAAGAAUUAAGAAUUUUCGAUAUUUCUAACUAUAACUUAUUGCGAAAAUUGGCACCUUUAUUUUGCAAUUAAGUAUAGGUAAAAUAAACGACGAUACUAGGUAUGAAAGAGCUUUGAAUUAGAUUGUACCAAAAUAUGUAUACCCAUUUGAAAAUUGUUAAUUCAUUUAGAAGUGGUUAUCCCUGAAAAUAGUUACCAUUUUCAUAAUUACGUUAGGUUGUGCUCGCUACUCUGGUUCUUGCCACCUGUGGGAAGAAAUAAAAAUAAACGAUCGAUCCACA